AUGGCGACUAUCGAUUCUCCCGCUCAGGUGACUCGCCAGAGACUUUGGGCGCUAAAAAUAAACGAGAAGAAGGAGGAAAAGAAGGUAAAGAAGGCGAAGGAGCGGAAAGAAGGUUACCUGAGCACGUCAACCGCCCUGGCCGGUCGAAACCGUCGUUACUUCCGCUUCAUGAGAAAUGAGGUGAUCGCGGUGGGAUGCGAUGUGUCAUGGCGCGGCCUGGACAGGUUUUGA
This is a messenger RNA of Penicillium cinerascens, 231 nucleotides long. RefSeq lists its product as uncharacterized. NCBI's taxonomy places the organism in Eukaryota, Fungi, Ascomycota, Eurotiomycetes, Eurotiales, Aspergillaceae. The transcript has a single exon. Bases 1 to 231 code for a protein of 76 amino acids. The record is from RefSeq and is a predicted model, not a curated record.